AUGGACAAGGAGUUGACGCCACUGAUCUUUGGGGCUUCUCCAAAGAAAUCGCCUAAGGGCGUCAAACGAACCAGACAGAAAUGGGACGACUCGCUCCGCCUGACCUUGCUCCUGGAGAUAGCCAAGAUCAAAAAUCUAAAGCUGUCAGAGGACGAGUGGAAGACAGUCUCGAAUAGGAUCGAUCGCACCUGGAACGCCGCUAGAGAGGAAUACGGAUCGCUCAUGGGAGAUCGAUUUUCAGAUUGGAAACGAGGAAGCAAGAAGGCCAAACCUACACCAGCAAGCUCUGCCAACCCGCCUGACGCCGCCAGUGAUGGAUCUCAGGAUGACCCCACCGGAAUGAACAAGCAAUCUCAGAUUGGACACGUUGGAGUGAAAAAAUCUGCGUGUGAUGAGCCCGAGAAUCUCCAGGCCGAACACGAAAAGAUUCAUCUCGAGCAUAAAAAAGACGAUGACGUUGAGGAUCUUGUCGAGAAUGAGCUGAAUCAAGUCAAUCAGGGUGAGCUGCUGCUCCACGCCCGCCCUAUUAUUGCUUUCAUUGACACACUUACUGACACAGGAUAA
Messenger RNA from Aspergillus homomorphus CBS 101889, 564 nucleotides. RefSeq lists its product as uncharacterized. The record is from RefSeq and is a predicted model, not a curated record. Lineage: Eukaryota; Fungi; Ascomycota; Eurotiomycetes; Eurotiales; Aspergillaceae. The coding region runs from base 1 to 564 and encodes 187 amino acids. The transcript has 3 exons.